Molecule: messenger RNA, 1332 nt
Organism: Psammomys obesus (fat sand rat)
Lineage: Eukaryota; Metazoa; Chordata; Mammalia; Rodentia; Muridae
Gene: Cmklr2
Product: chemerin chemokine-like receptor 2
Exons: 3
Coding region: 180-1247 (355 amino acids)
Biological process (GO): complement receptor mediated signaling pathway; inflammatory response; phospholipase C-activating G protein-coupled receptor signaling pathway
Cellular component (GO): plasma membrane
Molecular function (GO): G protein-coupled receptor activity; complement receptor activity
Source: RefSeq, a predicted model, not a curated record
CUUUGGUGAGAUGACAGAACACAGUGUCAUUUCAAAAGUCAAAUAAAAGCAGUAUGAGGCAGCCAGGAAAAGAGUGCGAAGCCUAAGGGAGCAGGAGGAGGUUACAUUCAGAGGCCACAACAGCUUGGCUCCUCGCAGAACAUUAACAGAUUUCCUCACUCUCCUCCACCUACAAGAUCAUGGAAAUCUCAAUGGAAAUGCCAUUUGAAGAAUUUGAGAACUACUCCUAUGCCUUAGACUACUACUCCCUGGAGUCUGAAUUGGAGGAGCAGGUGCCUCUGGAAAUUGUUCACUGGAUCUCCCUCCUCUUGUAUGUCCUAGCAAUUGUUCUGGGAAUUCCAGGGAAUGCCAUUGUCAUUUGGUUCAUGGGAUUCAAGUGGAAGAAGACAGUCACCACUCUCUGGUUCCUCAAUCUGGCCAUUGCAGAUUUCAUUUUUGUCCUCUUCCUGCCCCUGUACAUCUCCUACGUGGCCUUGCGUUUCCACUGGCCCUUUGGCCUGUGGCUUUGCAAAGCUAAUUCCUUCAUUGCCCAGCUGAACAUGUUUUCUAGUGUUUUCUUUCUGACAGUGAUCAGCCUGGACCGCUAUAUCCAUUUGGUCCAUCCUGUCUUGUCUCAUCGGCACCGAACCCUAAAGAACGCACUGGUGGUUGUUUUAUUUGUCUGGCUGUUGGCCUCUCUGCUUGGAGGUCCUACCCUGUACUUCCGGGAUACUCUGGAGGUCAAUAACCACAUUAUUUGUUAUAACAAUUUCCAGGGGCAUGACCCUGACCUCAUCGUGGUGAGACACCAUAUUCUGACCUGGGUGAAGUUCCUUUUUGGCUACCUCCUCCCUUUGCUGACAAUGAGCUCCUGCUACUUGUGUCUCAUCUUCAAGGUGAAGAAGCGAAACAUUCUGAUGUCCAGUAAGCAUUUCUGGACCAUCCUUUCUGUGGUCAUCGCCUUCAUGGUUUGUUGGACUCCUUAUCACGUGUUUAGCGUUUGGGAACUCACCCUUCACCACAACAGCUCUUUCCAGAGCAUGCUGCAGGGGGCAAUCCCUCUGUCCACUGGCUUGGCCUUCGUCAAUAGCUGCUUGAACCCCAUCCUUUACGUUCUAAUUAGCAAGAAGUUCCAAGCUCGCUUCCGGGCCUCUGUGGCUGAGGUACUAAAGCGUUCACUGUGGGAAGUGAGCUGCUCCGGCACAGCCAGUGAACAGCUCAGGAGCGCUGAAACCAAGAGCCUGUCUCCCCUAGAAACAGCCCAAUGAGUACCGCGUCCCUAGAAUAUCCGUGUGACGCUUUCAUGUGAGCCUCAUAGCUAAUCCUUUCAGAUUAAGUGUCAUCCUGAUCUAA